Messenger RNA from Hydractinia symbiolongicarpus, 3344 nucleotides. Its product is annotated as probable serine/threonine-protein kinase fhkE. The transcript is spliced from 8 exons. The record is from RefSeq and is a predicted model, not a curated record. Gene Ontology annotation, cellular component: nucleus. Lineage: Eukaryota; Metazoa; Cnidaria; Hydrozoa; Anthoathecata; Hydractiniidae. Gene Ontology annotation, biological process: positive regulation of apoptotic process; protein phosphorylation; intracellular signal transduction. Bases 116 to 2431 code for a protein of 771 amino acids. Gene Ontology annotation, molecular function: ATP binding; protein serine/threonine kinase activity.
AUUAUGUUUGCAAAUAAGUAUUCCAUUAAAUUGGUUAGAUGUCUUAUUUUAUGUGUGUUUAUUCAAUCGUGAUGAGAAGACAGUUGAUGUUAUAGUAAGAACAGGAAAGAAACUAAUGACUGAUAUCAACGGACAAAAACCUGCACUUCAAUUAGAAGAAGGUUUGGAUCUACUACUACAACCUCGGCCCCAUUGCUCGAUUGUAAAAGGAAUGGAUUUCGAAGAAAAAUAUGACGUUCUUGAGGAGCUAGGAAAGGGGAUGUUUGGCGUCGUUAAGAAAUGCCGUAACAGAGAAACUGGCGAAUACUUUGCCGCUAAAAUUGUUCGUAAGACUGCAAAAUCUAAGAAAGAAGUGUCUCGUGAAAUAGCCAUGAUGAACCAGUUACACCACAAGAAACUCGCUCAAAUAUAUGACGCAUAUGAAACCAGUAGACAGAUGCUUAUAAUUAUGGAGUUGAUAGCUGGUGAGGAGUUGUUUGAAAAGGUUGUGAAAACUGAGCAAACUCUUACAGAGAUGCAAGUAGUGAGAUACAUGCGUCAAAUUUUAUAUGGAGUGCAACAUAUGCAUGAAAAGAGAAUAGUUCAUUUAGAUUUGAAGCCUGAAAACAUAUUGUGUGUUCAUGGUGGUGUACCAGGCUAUGAAGAAAUAAAAUUGAUUGACUUUGGCUUAGCGAGAGAGCUGAAACCUGGAGUAUCGGAAAGUGUAAUUUGCGGAACACCGGAAUUUGUUGCACCAGAAGUAAUUUCUUUUGACCCUGUGUCAAUUGCGUCCGACAUGUGGUCAAUUGGCGUUGUCACGUUUGUCCUACUUAGUGGCAUCUCACCGUUUCUUGGGGACGACGAUACAGAAACGCUACAAAACGUAACGAGUGGGGAGUUUGAUUUCGAAGAUGAAGACGAAACUUUUGACCAUAUAUCAGAUGAAGCAAAAUCCUUCAUCGAGAAGUUGAUAGUUAUGAAACCAACUAAAAGAAUGACAGUUGAGGAAUGCUUUCAACACGAAUGGCUAAAAGAAGGAGGAACAGAAAACAUAGUUGAUACUUCAAAUUUGAAGAAAUAUCUGGCCAAACGAAGAUGGAUGAAAUCUAUUAACGCAAUUAAAGCGAUUGGUCGGUUCUCAGCAGGAUUAUCCUUGUUUAACAAACGCAAAGAUGAAUCAAAUCCAAAGAUAAUUGAACUCCUGGAAGGAAAGGAUAUGAAAAACAACGAAAGCAACAACAACAACAAGAAAAACGGCGACAACGACACAGUUGAUAACGUCGAUAGCGAAGAAAACGAUAAAAACAACGACAAAAACAACGACAACAAUGACAACAACAACAAGAAAAAGAUCAUCGAUAACAAAAUCAAUGACAUUGAAAUUAUCCAUAGCAACAACCAAAUCACUGAAUCUCGAAAUAUACCGAAUCGUGUUGAUAAAGAAUCAAAAAUCGACAACAAUUUCACUGGAUGCUCAUCAAAUACUGAUAACGCCGACGAAGUGUCAGCAGCUCUACAAAGGAGAGCAGAAAGACGCAGGAUUGCACGCGAGGAACGCGAAAAAGAAGAAAUUAAUAAUGUCUUGUUCAACGGUAUGUGUGAUAUCACAUCGCAGUCGAAGAAAACGACUAACGAUUCAAGCGAUGAUAUUGGUCAAAAAUCCCAAGAUAUUAAACAGAAAUCGUUUAACGAAUUAGAUGAAAAAAUGCAUGAUAAAGUUUCUAGAAUUGAUAAAAAUAUCAGAGAUUCUGAAGUAGUAACAGAUAAGAACAAUAAUGAAGUUAGUUUGGAGAACGACGAAAAAGUGCUAGCAGAAAAUAACAACAUUCUCAAAAACCACACCUUAAACUGCAAUGGAAUAAACAACAUAAAAUUGAAUGAAGAAACAAAAUCAAAUAAUGAGAUUUUAUUACAACAAAAAGAAAAACAAACUAACAACUUUCCAAAACCAGAAAAUUAUUCGAAAAAAAACAGUAACAAAAAGAACGGCUUGAUUCAGGAGGACCACAAUAAUAAUAACAAUAAUAACAAUAAUAAUUAUCAAAAAGAAAAGAAAAAUUCUCGCCUUGAAUGUUCGCCACCCGAAGUUGAUAACACAAAAAGAAGAGGCUCCCUAUUCUCCAUCUUUAACAAGGGAAAACCAAACAAUGUAUCCAUGGCAACAGAUUUAAAAUAUGGUAUCCACUCCCCAAUUACUGACCGAAGAAGAUCUACAGGUAACGUGUUGAAACGAAUUAAAACAAUAGACGAAAUUAAAAUCAGUACACCUGAAAAAAAACCGUUAGCUUUCCAAAGAGGAGAAACACUCCGAAAAAGUUUGAAAAAAUUCGAUUCUUCUGAUGUAGACAGUUCAAAAAAUACUGAUCGGAAUAAUUUAAGAAAACAAAGCAUGCCUAACAUUAGAGUUCAAAAAGGGAGCGUUAAAAACAGAGUCGCAGCAUUUCAAGGGUAACAAACAAGAACUUUUCCAUAAUAAUGGAAAAUUAGAAGAGUUUGUUCGGGUGUGUAUGGAGUAGUACUUUGAAACCAUACCGUUUGUACCGUAAAGCGUAAAAGAGACUGAGAAAAAAAAGAAGUCUGUUGCAUUUGGUUGGACUUAUUUUUGUGGGUAAUUAGCCACUAUAUAUAGCUAUCCUUUUUUACCGCAUAAUAAGAACAAAUCCAAUGGUUUUGCCACCAAGAAUCCUUGCUAAUAAUUUUUUUAUAUUUUAAAGUAUUUUGUUUUAAUAAUUUUCUCAUUUUUUUUCUUGUGUUGUAAAUUGUAUUAACUAACUGUAUUGAUUGAACUUUGUUGCCUUUGGGAAUACCAGGCGGCUGUUAUGUGGUUCUUGAUGUCGAGACGUCGGAAAUAAUCGUCCUAAAUGUUCUUAGCUUUAAUUUACGACAUUUGCUCACUCGCCAUCAGUUUUCUCCCCAUAGCUAUUUUUGUUGGUUUGGCUGGUUUUCGUCACCUUAUGACGAUUUUGUUACUCAGAGCCGAAAGAAGUUUGGACCGAUACGAUAUCAAUGUGAGAAAUUAUUGCGUCCAAAAAUUUGUGGAUUGGCGUUUCGUUCACAUAUGAUAGCUUUCUUGUUUAUUAAAGUUUUGAUUAAUGUUAAAUGUCAGCCGUGGUGCAAGAAUUUCCAGACUGUAGGGCAAGGGCUUACAUUCUAAGUUUAUCUAGACCCGAGUAGGAAAUUUUGCAUCUUCGGUUUCUGUCUCCUGAAAAGAAAGAACGACUGUUUGCGAUAGGAGUUAAAACGAACUGCCACAAGAAGACUAAAGGCGUGAGAACGUUAGAAGGACUGGGGACUAAGAGAAGCGAAUAUAAACACUAAAAAAAUCUAGCACUCCAAUUAUGGACAAAAUUAUUUUAACAAACUCA